AUGGAUAUGGAGCAAGAAGAACUCCAAUUCCUAGGCCUAUUCGGCAUCUACAAAGAAACCUUCAAACUCAUCUACAAGCUAAGAAAAAUCCUCUCCCAAAUAACCCUAGCCCUAAUCCUCCCACUUUCCUUCAUCUUCCUAGCUCAGGAGAGAAUCUCCGAGCUCCUCUUUUGGAAAAUCCGGACCAACGAGUUCCGGCUCCACAGCUCCGCGCCGGGGAGCCCUAAGCACGACAAGCUCUCGGACCUCGUGUCGGCCGAAUGGGCCGAGUACGUGCUCCUCAAGCUCGCCUAUUUCGCAUUCGUCCUCGUAUUCUCCCUCCUCUCGACCUCCGCGGUGGUCUACACCGUCGCCUGCGCCUACACCGCCCGCGACGCCACCUUCACCACCGUCAUGAGCGUCGUCCCUAAGGUUUGGAAGAGGCUCAUGAUCACCUUCCUCUGCGCCUUCUUCGCAUUCUUCCUCUACAACAUAGGGUUUGUCGUAACCCUACUGGUGUGGAGCGCCACCGUAUCCGAUUCCACGGUCGGAAUCCUAAUUUUCGUGGUGGUCUUGAUCUUAUACGGUGUCGUUUUCGUGUACUUAACCAUUGUUUGGCAGCUGGCCAGCGUGGUUUCGGUUCUAGAAGAUUCACGUGGGAUCGAGGCGAUGAUGAAGGGCAAGAGGCUGAUGAAGGGGAAGAUGGUGGUGGCGGCGGCCAUAUUCUUGAAGCUCAACAUUUCCAUCUUUUUGUUGAACAUUUUCUUUAAGAUUUUUGUGGUGUACGGGAGCUUUAGAUCAGUGGGCCUGGCUCGGAGUUUAGGGUUUGGGGUUUUUUUUCUGGUCGUCUUGUUGAUGACUAUUUUGUUCGGUUUGGUAGUUCAGACAGUUCUAUACCUGGUGUGCAAGUCGUACCACCACGAGAACAUCGAUAAGUCUGCGCUCUCGGACCAUCUCGAGGUUUAUUUGGGGGAUUAUGUGCCUUUGAUGGCUAAGAAUGUGCAGAUGGAAGACCUCCAUGGUGUUUGA
Messenger RNA from Salvia miltiorrhiza (redroot sage), 1008 nucleotides. RefSeq lists its product as uncharacterized. The record is from RefSeq and is a predicted model, not a curated record. The coding region runs from base 1 to 1008 and encodes 335 amino acids. The transcript has a single exon. NCBI's taxonomy places the organism in Eukaryota, Viridiplantae, Streptophyta, Magnoliopsida, Lamiales, Lamiaceae.